Messenger RNA from Lepus europaeus (European hare), 8015 nucleotides. It is a transcript of the gene ZNF148, whose product is annotated as zinc finger protein 148. Gene Ontology annotation, cellular component: nucleus. The transcript has 9 exons. The record is from RefSeq and is a predicted model, not a curated record. Gene Ontology annotation, biological process: regulation of transcription by RNA polymerase II. Bases 439 to 2823 code for a protein of 794 amino acids. Gene Ontology annotation, molecular function: DNA-binding transcription factor activity, RNA polymerase II-specific; RNA polymerase II cis-regulatory region sequence-specific DNA binding. NCBI's taxonomy places the organism in Eukaryota, Metazoa, Chordata, Mammalia, Lagomorpha, Leporidae.
GGAAGAGAAGGAGGAAGAGGAGGAGGAGGAGGAGGGGGAGGAAGAGGAGAAAGGCGCAGGGGUGGGAGCUGUAGCCGAAGCUGCCACCGCAAAAGUUCUCCCCCCUCCCCCCUUCCCCUCCUCUCCUGGCCCCUAGGAAGGUUGGAGCUGCCGCCGCCUGCAGUCGGGGACCGCGCGACUCGGCGCCCGCCCGCCCGCGGAUAGACGGCCGAAUUAGCAGUUUGGAAAUUUAGACAAGUGAUCUGGCGGGAUGGGCAUCUGCCUGGCGCAUUUAAUAGAGGAAUUGGAUGGCGUAAGUGAUUAGAGUGGAAGUGGUAUUGUGGGUUUCUGAUGCAUAUGAAAAGUAGAAACUCAACCAUGAUUUCUGUUUCAACUCUACAGCAUUCCCUUCCUUGAAGUCUUCAUUUUUACCAUAGACUCAGGCAGUUAUACUUAAGCAUGAACAUUGACGACAAACUGGAAGGAUUGUUUCUUAAAUGUGGCGGCAUAGACGAAAUGCAGUCUUCCAGGGCAAUGGUUGUAAUGGGUGGAGUGUCUGGCCAGUCUGCUGUGUCUGGAGAACUGCAGGAGUCAGUACUUCAAGAUCGAAGUAUGCCUCACCAGGAGAUCCUUGCUGCCGAUGAAGUGUUACAAGAAAGUGAAAUGAGACAGCAGGAUAUGAUAUCACACGAUGAACUCAUGGUCCAUGAGGAGACAGUGAAAAAUGAUGAAGAGCAGAUGGAAACACACGAAAGACUUCCUCAAGGACUACAGUAUGCACUUAAUGUCCCUAUAAGUGUAAAGCAGGAAAUUACUUUUACUGAUGUAUCUGAGCAACUGAUGAGAGACAAAAAACAAAUCAGAGAGCCAGUAGACUUACAGAAAAAGAAGAAGCGGAAACAACGUUCUCCUGCAAAAAUCCUUACAAUAAAUGAGGAUGGAUCACUUGGUUUGAAAACCCCUAAAUCUCACGUUUGUGAGCACUGCAAUGCUGCCUUUAGAACGAACUAUCACUUACAGAGACAUGUCUUCAUUCAUACAGGCGAAAAACCAUUUCAAUGUAGUCAAUGUGACAUGCGUUUCAUACAGAAGUACCUGCUGCAGAGACAUGAGAAGAUUCAUACUGGUGAAAAACCAUUUCGCUGUGAUGAGUGUGGUAUGAGAUUCAUACAAAAAUAUCAUAUGGAAAGGCAUAAGAGAACUCAUAGUGGAGAAAAACCUUACCAGUGUGAAUACUGUUUACAGUAUUUUUCCAGAACAGAUCGUGUGUUGAAACAUAAACGUAUGUGCCAUGAAAAUCAUGACAAAAAACUAAACAGAUGUGCCAUCAAAGGUGGCCUUCUGACGUCUGAGGAAGAUUCUGGCUUUUCCACAUCACCAAAAGACAACUCACUGCCAAAAAAGAAAAGGCAGAAAACGGAGAAGAAGUCAUCUGGAAUGGACAAAGAGAGUGCUUUGGACAAAUCUGACCUGAAGAAAGACAAAAACGAUUAUUUGCCUCUUUACUCUUCAAGUACUAAAGUCAAAGAUGAAUAUAUGGUAGCAGAAUAUGCUGUUGAAAUGCCACAUUCUUCAGUUGGGGGAUCACAUUUGGAAGAUGCAUCAGGAGAAAUACACCCACCUAAGCUGGUUCUCAAGAAAAUUAAUAGUAAGAGAAGUCUGAAACAGCCACUGGAGCAAAAUCAGACAAUUUCACCUUUAUCUACAUAUGAGGAGAGCAAAGUUUCGAAGUAUGCUUUUGAGCUUGUGGAUAAGCAAGCUUUGCUGGACUCGGAAGGCAAUGCUGACAUGGAUCAGGUUGACACUUUGCAGGAGGGGCCCAGUAAGCCUGUGCAUAGUAGUACUAACUACGAUGACGCCAUGCAGUUUCUGAAAAAGAAGCGGUAUCUGCAGGCAGCAAGUAACAACAGCAGGGAGUAUGCGCUGAACGUGGGUACCAUAGCUUCUCAGCCUUCUGUAACACAGGCAGCUGUGGCGAGUGUCAUUGAUGAAAGUGCCACAGCGUCCAUAUUGGAUUCACAGGCCCUGAAUGUGGAGAUUAAGAGUAAUCAUGACAAAAAUGUUAUUCCAGAUGAGGUACUACAGACUCUGUUGGAUCAUUAUUCCCAUAAAGCUAAUGGACAGCAUGAGAUAUCAUUUAGUGUUGCGGACACUGAAGUGACUUCUAGCAUAUCAAUAAAUUCUUCAGAAGUACCUGAGGUCACCCCAUCAGAGAGUGUUGGAUCAAGCUCCCAAGCAUCCUCAUCAGAUAAAGCCAACAUGUUGCAGGAAUACUCAAAGUUUCUGCAGCAGGCUUUGGACAGAACUAGCCAAAAUGAUGCCUAUUUGAAUAGCCCGAGCCUUAACUUUGUGACUGAUAACCAGACCCUUCCAAAUCAGCCAGCAUUCUCUUCCAUAGACAAGCAAGUCUAUGCAGCCAUGCCCAUCAAUAGCUUUCGAUCAGGAAUGAAUUCUCCACUAAGAACAACUCCAGAUAAGUCCCAUUUUGGACUAAUAGUUGGUGAUUCACAGCACUCAUUUCCCUUUUCAGGUGAUGAGACAAACCAUGCCUCUGCCACAUCAACACAGGACUUUUUGGAUCAAGUGACUUCUCAGAAGAAAGCGGAGGCUCAGCCUGUCCACCAAGCUUACCAAAUGAGCUCCUUUGAACAGCCCUUCCGUGCUCCAUAUCAUGGAUCCAGAGCUGGAAUAGCUACUCAAUUUAGCACUGCCAAUGGACAGGUGAACCUGCGGGGACCAGGGACAAGUGCUGAAUUUUCAGAAUUUCCCUUGGUGAAUGUAAACGAUAAUAGAGCUGGGAUGACAUCUUCACCUGAUGCCACAACUGGCCAGACUUUUGGCUAAAAAAAAAUGUAAAUAUUACUGGCACUUUAGAACAGAUUAAUCAAGAGAGUGGGGUUACUCUGUGUAAAAUGGAGUGCUGUACAGAUUUAAGAGCAACGCGUUAUAACAAGUUAAGCUGAUAUGAAUAGCAAGAUAAUCCAAUUACUGCAUUUUGUUUGGUUAGUCAGCAUUCUUUGAACUGCCUUACAUGUUGUCACCUUUAUAGAAGCAAUGCAUUACUUGUUUUAGAUCAGAAACUUGCUAUUCCACCUACACCAAGUUAAAAAGGAAAAAAAAAAAAGACUUUCGCACAAUUGUUUCCUAACUGAUAACAUUGUACAUUCUUAGGAGAUUAGUAAUUGUGUGAAAUUUACUCAUACUGUUUCUAAGUUUUUCAGCAUAGUCAUUGCACUUCAGCAGGGAAUCUGAGUAUACUUUAUAGACAGAGUGAACUUAAAAAGUUUAAAUGUCAAGAGAUUAUGGCUUAAAUAAAUUAGUGUGUCCUUUGGGGAAGAAAGAAACCAAGAAACCACCUUUUAAAAAGAAUGAUAUGCCAUAUACCCUUGGUUUUCAUUUUGCAUUAUAUUGACAUGUGUUUUUUUGAAGAAAAAAAGUAAUAAAAAUCUGAUAGUCUAAGACUCCACUAUUUAAAAGCCUAAUUACUUUUAAAAUAUGCAUACUUUCAAAACUUUUACCAAAAUACACAACUGUUGAAGCAUUCACUUCUCUAUGGAAGUAUGCAUAUUGGUGUCAGUUUCUUUGUACAGUUGUACCUAGAUAUUUUUUAUGAUUUUUCAUGUGCAGGUAUCAAGGUUUUGAAGUUUUAGUAAAAAAAAAUAAAUAAAUACUCUGUAGAUGACAUUCCCAAGAACAUAAUGCUUACAUAAAAUGUAUAUUCCACGUUUUAAAGCUUAAUUGUAUUUUACUUUACAUAUACACUUCAGUUAACAUAGAGCACUUAGAAUCUAUUUGGUAUUUUUGAUUUCUCAAAGUGAAAAAAUUAGAUUUCUAGGUUUGAUAUGAUUGUGUCAUAAUCAUCUCAUAAUUGACAAUUUUAAUUUUUGGCAAUAAAAAGAAAUUGGGAUAUCUUUGGAACUGUAAAACCUGGUUUAAUCCUUCUCUUUCUAGAAUCUUAAUAGAUUGGAUAAUUAAGCAGUAUCCAGAGAAACUAAAGAAAUGGGCAUUUUAAUUGCUUAUUUUAUCUUGAGUUAUUUUUUAAUGAACACUGCUCAUUACAAUUUUACAAACCAAAAGUGUUUACUAAUUCCAGUAACUAAUAUUUCUUUUUCAGCUAGAUAAGUGAUCGGAAUUUUUUUGUUGCAUUUCAAAAUCUAAAUAAACUACAGACUUUAUCCUUAUACCAUGAAUGUUUUUUUUUAAUACUUUGUCUUAAAAUAAUUCAGCAUGGUACAAUAAAUAGUGCUUUUAUAUAUAUAAAUAUAUACUUUUCUGAAGAAUGAUGGUUUGAGUUACACAUUGGACAGUUUUGAUUUUUGGAAAAUAACAUUAGUUAUAUUGUUAUCUUUAAUUUGUUCCAACUUUUUGUGUUUUAAGUUUCUGCCAUCUUUGUGACAAUGCACAUUACUGAUACAGCACCAGUGAUAAUCUAAAAUUAAUAGUCUUGGAAGACGGGACUUUAUUGUUAAUCUCCAUUUUAACUUUUAUAUUGGCCCUGUAGAUGUGCAUUCUUGGUUUCAGUGUAGAAUAUGUUAUCCAAUUAAAUUAUUUUCUUUUUUUAUUUAAUGUUAUCUUAUCCCAAGACUGUUCUCAUAAAGAAAGGGAACAAAGAAAUAUCCACCCUUAACGUACUUCACUUAUAUUCACUUAUUUUGAAUAUAUUGGUGUUUUUUAUUGUAAGGAAUAUAAGUUAUGUUUAAUGUGGUUUCCUCUAUACUUUGGUUAUUAAGCUUUGCUUGAAAUAGUAGUUUUCCCAUUUGACAGCUUUCUCUGCUGCUAAAUUUUUUCAAGUAUUUUAGACUUCUUUGAAGUAAAUAUUUAAGUCCUGCCAUUGUUGACUCUUAAGGUUGGUGUAUGUGGUGCAUCACAGAAUUGCAGGAAGGCUUCAUUCAGGCAAGAUGCUAACGCGGAGCACCGGCACCGUGCCCCCUCUGGAGAGGCCUUCGUGUUUUUCCUGGAGACCUUUGGAUGAGAGUAGGCAUUUAGCUCCUGAGUUUGAUCUCUUUUGAGCCUGAUGAAAAAUUUUGUUCCAGUUGAGAACUCGCUGUAGUUCUUGGUUCAGUGUAAAGUCUUUGUUUAACAUCACCAGCACAGUUCUAAGAAUGUGACUCUAUUGCUGAGUUAGGGUAAGGUUGAGAAGAAGGACCUUUGACAAUGGUAGCCAUGCAAGCAAAAUUUCAGGUGUUGCAUUCCUGUCAACACAUUUCUUUAAAUCUACAUAUUGGCAGACUUUUCUACCAGGUUUUAAGCAUUUUUGAGAUACAUGAUACUUAGCCAGCAUAACUUACUGACUAACCAUUUAAGUAUAGUCAUCACUCUCUUACUGUGAAAUGCGGAAUGCCUACCAGACUUACCUUGUAUUAUCAUCAUAUGAUAAACAUCUCAACACUUUGGGUUUCCCACUUUGGUUCAGAACGUUAUUUGAUUUCCACCUGGGCAUUAAUAGAGAAAAGAAGCAGCCUUGGGUGCUGCUUUAAGCAGAAACGUGGAGGAUAUGAGGUAUCCUUUUGUAAUUCACGCUUCUCAUUUCUCACAGCGAGCAAAUUGUUCUGUGAAAGCAUGCUCUUACACACCCUUAAACUUUUGAUGGACGUGAGCGAGCUGUGCUUUUUCACUUAGGGCCUACUCGCGUAUUUGAAGAUUGGAAACAUCCCAGUAGAUGAGGUAAUAUCUCUUAAACAUCCGCUGAAAGUCUUUUGGGUGGGUUUUUUUGGUUUUGUUUUGUUUCAGCUUAAAUUUUUAUUGCAUAUGUAUUUCAUUUGGUUCGGAAUAUUUGAGUGGCUCUUAAAAUUUUUCGGAUCUACAUGCAGACGUGCUACUUGCUAAGGUAGGAAUCCAUCCUCUCAGCUCCGGCUGAGGGUGCCAGCAGCUGUGUCAUUUUCUCUCUCGGGAGGUAGAAAAGACCAUAUGCUCAGGGCAGGCUUUUGUUUCCAAAAUGGGCAAUGCUUGCAAAGUGCCAGCUAGGUUAGAUCUUUUGCCACUUCUCUCAUUUUAUUAAUUUGGGUUUUAAAAGGGCUGUUUAAAAAAAAAAAAAAAAAAAAGCCGGGAAACUUUCAAAGUAGGCAUUACUGUAGUACUACGUUUCUAAGAAAAUUUUAAACUAGAACUCAUUUUUUCAUGGUGUAUUUACUUGAAGAAGCACUAUUAUAAUCAGUGAGAAAUUUUUUGAGUCUGCAAUUUAAUUUAAACCUUUUCCGUUUCAAAUUGCUUUAUUUCAGGGAAAUAAUUUUCCAGUUGUUUUUUGCUAUAUUCUGCAAAUAAAAACCGUAUGUUUCCUUUUUUUGACUUAAACUUUAGUAGGAAACAAACUAAAGCAGACAAACAUUUCUUGUUAUGUUUGUUGCUUUCUUUAAUCCAAUGGAUAAAAAAGUAAAACCCUGUAAACAUUAUUUUAUUUUUUUAUGCAAUACCAUGCUGUAAAUAUGGUUCAUCGAAUAAGGAUGUACCUAUGAUUGAAUCUUUAAUUCUGCACAGUUAGAGUUUAUAUAUAAACGUGUCUUGACAAUCAAGGACUUUUAUGUGAGUCUUCCUUUAUGAUGUUUAUUAAUGUUAUGCAUUCCAUUUGUUUUGAAGUGAAUACCAAUGUGCUAAUUUGUAUUGUCUGAAAGUAUGUAAUGUUUUUACAGCUUGUUUUUAAGAAUCUGUAAAUAUGUACAAACAGAUCACAGUACUGCUUUAUGUUAGAAGGCAUAUGAUGUUGUACUGUAUGUAAGCAAUAAUACAUAGCAGUGCUGACUUUACAAGUAGCAUCAGGAAAGUUCUAAAAACAUUUCAGAGUUAUUAAUUAUCCUUAUUUCAUUUAAUAAUGAUUAUCUUUAAUCAGUUUUUAUAAGCAGAUUCCAUUGUUCCUCCUGUUGGAACGUAACACUGUUUACACAGCAUAAUUGAAGUUGCAGGGGAGACAGGCUAGAUCUGACUGCAUCUGUACAUCCAUACUCACAUCCACUAAGCAUUGAAUGGCCUUAGCACUCUGCUGGGAGACGGAGGAAGACCGCAAAGCUUAGUGCCCAUCACACUGAAGGAAGGGGUGUGGGGUUUUUCCUGCUUUUGUACUGCUACCUAACCUUGUGGUUUGCUUUGGAUUUUCAUAUUUGUUUCUGUUUUAGAUUCAAGCCUGUAAGUUUUGAGAUGACUUCAGCUCCUUUGUGAAAUAGGUAGUUCUCUUCAUAUUUCAUAGCUACAUUUCAAUAACUCUAAACUUUCUACUUUGAUUUUUAGAUACUUAUUUUUCAAGCCUGAUUUCUCAGCUGAUCAGAUGAAUUUAUUCAACUUCAAUACAAAGAAAGAAAAACCUAUUGUAGUUUGAAGUGAGUAGAUAAUAUACUGUACAGAACAGCUAACUAUUUGAACACACACAUCACUGCUUUAGAAAUAAAACCGCCAAUUUAUAAAUGUAUAUGACUUACAUUUUAUAGGAGAAAUGUUUUUAAAUGCUAGUCAUUUAUAUAAUGUGCUUUGAAGGGUUUGCUAGUCCACUUCUGUCACUUUUUAGUACACUGGUAUCUUUUAUAUGUAAUGUAUGCUUUUUAUUAUUGUAGCAAAGCAUUUCAGUAGGAAGAAUUUUGCAACAAUAUGGGGGAAUUUUUCAUUGUUGGAUUUGAAUUAUACUGGAUUUUAUCUGUGUAGUCUUGUCUUUAUUUUAAUGCUGUCUGGAAGGGAACUUGGUAUCCAAAUAAAGCAGGUAACCUCAUUUUACUUCAAGGGCAUACUGUGUAGUGCUGAAUUUAAUCUGGAAAUCCGAUGAUUUUGAAAAGAAAAACAAGUUUAUAAAAAUUGUACAGAAGAAAUUAAAUGUGUGAUGGAAAUCCUGACGGUGGAGCACGUUGAAUUUUCUGGUAUAUAUAGUGUUAUUUUCCUGGGACUCCCUAUGCCUUCUUUGUAUUUCAACUAAUAAAAGAAAAGCCCUGUCACUGAAACUGGUAGGAUAAUAGGAUAUUCUGAUGAUACAGUAUUACUUUUCCUAUCCCACUUCUGACCCUUUCUCAAUCACUGUAAAUUUUUAUUUUCUAUUGAUAAUUAAACAUGUACAUAAUAUA